UGGAAAAGCUGUGAUCGACCGCAGACGACAGUCGCUGCCUCUUAUAGACUUGGUCCUGCUGAGGGGAGACCACUGUCAGCCAUGUCUGGUCCCCCGCCGUCUGCUUCACAACAGGGAGAAUGCCGGAAAGGAGGCCCUGGAGGAGAAAGUUCUAGAGGCGGCGGAAGAGUCGAAGUUUACCUACACGCCGUGACCGACGAACAGGCUGCACUACUUCAGAAUACAGAAAGCAUAUGUCUACUUGACGAGGUGAGAACAAAGUCAGGCGCUGACGUAAACUUUGAUGUCAACUCGUCACCUGUACUCGGUAGGAAGGUUGUCACCAUACGUGGUGUUCCAUCUCAGAUCGACGAAGCAGUCAAGCUCAUCAAUCAAAAGUUAACAUUAUCAGAACAAGCCCAGACAUUCUGGUUACAAUGGGUUGAGGCCGCGUUCCCUGAUCUCGACUCUGACGCCUACUUCCUGCCUCCUGUCUACUUCAACCGCAUGCCGAUGACCAGCGAGUCCAUUGCUGGUGAGAGUAUUAUGGUCCUUCAGCCAGCACCUGGAAAGGCCGGUCAGUCCAACAAACAAGCGAUGACUCCACCUGCUGCUGGUCAGGCUCCCAGACCUCAACCUCCUCGAGUUCUGGACAGUGAUACCAGAGACGAUGCCGCCAUGAAUCGGGUUCUCAUGUGUCUGCAGACAAUGUCUAAACAGAACAAAGAAGUUUUGGUAGGACUCAGUCAGCUGAAGUUCGGACAGUACUUGAGUGAACCUUGUUACUCAGCCGCAGUUGCCCAGUUACCUGUAGCCCUCAGUCUUCCGCCGUGUCUGCCCCGAAACUGGAAACAAGGAGACUUUGAUGUACUUCUUCUUCACCGACAUUUUGGUUUGGUCGUACUUGAGGUGAAGACAUUUGGUGACAACCUACAGGCACUGAAAAUGCCACAGCAGAAAAUAGAUAAUAAUAUAAAACAAAAGCUGAAAGACGCCGCGUCACAGCUGGACAAGGCGGAGGCCAUGUUGUCUCACCUGGUGUCCGACAUCGCUCCCGGUCUGCGCAUCACGAAGACCAUCGCUUUCCCCAACCUCACGGCUCGUCAACUUCAACAGGCCAUCUCCAGCGACACCCACAUAGUUCAAGAUCUGUGUCUGUGUCUGGGAACAACAGACCCCUCCGACAUUCCAGAGGAUAAGAUCAUUAAUCAAGCUUUUUGGGACUUGUAA
Messenger RNA from Pomacea canaliculata, 1209 nucleotides. RefSeq lists its product as uncharacterized. The transcript has 7 exons. Bases 82 to 1209 code for a protein of 375 amino acids. Lineage: Eukaryota; Metazoa; Mollusca; Gastropoda; Architaenioglossa; Ampullariidae. The record is from RefSeq and is a predicted model, not a curated record. Gene Ontology annotation, molecular function: RNA binding.